Molecule: messenger RNA, 1557 nt
Organism: Thlaspi arvense
Lineage: Eukaryota; Viridiplantae; Streptophyta; Magnoliopsida; Brassicales; Brassicaceae
Source: the annotation of a GenBank genome assembly
AUGGCGGUGUUUCCUAUCGGCUCUCACUUUGCGCCGCCGCGUCAGUUGACAAAGAGACUCGCCGUGACGACUUUAUCACCUAACUCUCUCUCGACGCGAUUGCCGCAAAAUGUCUCCUUUUCGAAUGUCUCUGGGAUUACAGGCUCGAGGUUAUGCAGACAUGGUGUUCUUGUAAGGGCCGAGGAUAAGAUAAGGGGUUCUUCUUCUCCGUCCGUCGAAGAACAGUCUCAACCAAUCGAUGAGGAUGUUGCUAUGGCAUUGUUGUUCGGAAUAGGAUACGCCGGAAUCAUCUUCGAAGAGUCUUUAGCUUUUAAUAAGAGUGGAAUAGGACUGUUGAUGGCUGUGAGUCUGUGGGUUGUGCGGAGCAUUGGGGCUCCUUCACCUGAAAUAGCCGUUUCAGAGCUUCAGCAUGCAACAGCUGAAGUAAGUGAAAUUGUAUUCUUCUUACUCGGCGCAAUGACCAUUGUGGAGAUAGUUGAUGCUCACCAAGGGUUUAAGCUUGUUACAGACAAUAUCACCACUCGGAAGCCAAAGACACUUUUAUGGGUGGUCGGCUUUGUUACUUUUUUCCUGAGUUCAGUUCUAGACAACCUGACCUCCACCAUUGUCAUGGUUUCUUUACUGAGGAAACUGGUUCCUCAAUCAGAAUACCGCAAACUUCUAGGAGCUGUUGUGGUGAUAGCAGCAAACGCAGGAGGAGCAUGGACUCCAAUAGGUGAUGUUACUACAACUAUGCUAUGGAUUCAUGGUCAGAUAUCCACCUUGCCGACUAUGCAGGGCCUUUUUAUACCUUCGGCAGUGUCUCUUGCUGUUCCACUAGCCCUCAUGUCCUUGUCAAGUGAGGUAAACGGAAAGGGACAGGAUUCUUCGGAUGUAUUGGCUUCUGAAAAGAUGGCUCCGAGAGGGCAGCUAGUUUUUGGAGUUGGCCUUGGAGCAUUGGUUUUUGUUCCGGUCUUUAAGGCUCUCACUGGAUUGCCUCCUUACAUGGGUAUCCUGUUGGGUCUUGGAGUUCUUUGGAUCUUGACGGACGCCAUUCAUUUCGGUGAAUCAGAAAGACAAAAGCUCAAAGUACCUCAGGCCUUAUCUCGAAUCGACACACAGGGCGCUCUGUUUUUCCUCGGGAUCCUUUUGUCCGUUAGCAGCCUUGAAGCAGCAGGGAUCCUCAGGGAGAUUGCAAACUACCUUGAUGCUAAUAUACCCAAUGUUGAGCUAAUCGCAAGCGCGAUUGGUGUUGUGUCAGCAAUCAUAGACAACGUGCCAUUGGUUGCAGCAACUAUGGGGAUGUACGAUCUCACAUCGUUCCCUCAAGAUUCCGAGUUUUGGCAGCUCAUUGCGUUCUGCGCUGGCACUGGUGGUUCUAUGCUUAUCAUCGGAUCUGCUGCUGGUGUUGCUUUCAUGGGGAUGGAGAAAGUCGAUUUCUUUUGGUACUUCCGAAAGGUUAGUGGUUUUGCUUUUGCUGGCUAUGCUGCUGGUAUCGCAGCUUAUCUGGCAGUUCAUAAUCUUAAUUUGUCGAUACCAACAACGGUUGCUCAGCUCCCAUUCAUCACUGGUUCGUAA